AUGGCGGAUGAACUGGAGGAGGUGUUGAAAAAAUUUGCCCUGUCCAAAAUAGAACAGGAUGGAGCAUGGCUGGAGCUGGAUGACUUCGAUCCAGGAGUUUCUGCAUGUAUGACUAGUAUUAUAGGCAAAAUAAGAGGAGAAAAGGUGGCAAAUUUUACUGGGGUGAAGAAUUUUGUCAAUGCAGCAUGGGGAUACCCUAAAGAUCUUACAAUUACUGAGUUGGGGCCCAAUCUCUUUCAGUUCUUUAUACCGGAUGUAGAGAACAGAACACGAAUUCUCAAUGGGGGGCCUUGGUUGAUAGAUAACCAAAUUUUAGUACUCAAUAGGUGGGAAGCAGGAAUAGAGGAAAACACUGAGGCAUUCAGAUUUGCCCCACUCUGGGUGCAAGUUUGGAAUUUGCCAAUCCAUUGGAUAUCAAAGGAAGUUGGGAGAAAAAUAGGAAAGGUGUUUGAAGAGGUUAAGGAAGUACUAAUUCCCUACUCUGGAGGUAAAGAAGGAAAACACCUUAAAUUGUUAGUGAGUGCAGAUUUGUCCAAACCACUGCUAAGAGGAACUACUGUGAAGACUAAUGGCGUGCUAAAAUGGGUUAAUUUCAGGUAUGAAAGGGUACCGGAUUUUUGCUACAAUUGCGGCAUAGUUGGCCACAGUGAAAAGAAGUGCAAGAAUGUAGUAACCAUCAGGAAAGGGCAACAAGAAAAUCAGUUUGGACCUUGGUUGAGGGCUCAGGUAGGGAAGAAUUCCCCUCAAAAAGAUGAUAGGACCAGUACUUUCACUCCAGAUAAGCAAGAGUGGGGAUUCCAUAAUGGGGAAUGGGUUAAGAAGAGGGGCGGGAAGUGUAUAGUACAGGAGGGUCAUCUUAAUAGAUCUGGGAUAGGGAAGGAAGGGAAGGAAUCUAUGAGCAAGGAAUUAGUGUUGCAAGGUCAGGUGGAAAGGGUAAAGGAGAGGGCUCAAACUUCAGGUCAAGAAGAUGAGGAUAUACAGGAGGCACAAGAGACUGAUUGGUCUAAGAAGGUGGAGGAGGUGAGCAAAGAUGAAGAGCAGACACCUAGACCAGAAUCAAGUGAGAAUGGGAAGGAGAUAUCUGAAAUGGAGCCAUCUGCAGUAGGAGCGAUGGGGAACAGGAUUCAAAUUAAUGAGUUGGAUGAUGGAGGAAGUAUGAAGACAGCUAUGCAGGUGGAUGGGGAGGAGCCUAUUCAAGCUAAAUGUGUAGGAACAAGGAGAGGGAGGAAGGUGAAAUUGUUAAACAAAAUAAGUGCAAGAGAUAGAACCCCCCUGAGAGAACUGCAGAAUUUGGAACAUGGAUCUGAGCUGAACACCAAGAGGAAACUGCACAUUGUGGAUGAGGAAAUGGUAGAGACGGCAGAUGUGGAUACAACCACCAAGAGGAAUAAAGUGGGGAAUGGGAAGACCUUUAUUGGUCGGGACAAGAGGGUGGAAGAGACCAGCCCAGUAUGGUCUCUCAAUCAUCCAUGA
Molecule: messenger RNA, 1473 nt
Organism: Coffea arabica (coffee)
Lineage: Eukaryota; Viridiplantae; Streptophyta; Magnoliopsida; Gentianales; Rubiaceae
Source: RefSeq, a predicted model, not a curated record